UAAAGUCAGCGCACUAGGUUUCGAGACAGCCCCUGUAUCCACAUUAAUGCCAUCAUGAUCAGCCUGGAGCUGCGCUGAUCUGAGCUGUGAAACACACACACCGUACCCGUCACGGAUGGAGUGAUCAGCCCGCUGCCAUGCACUUCCACUCUCUCCCGUAGAUGUCACGGGCUGGCAUACGUGGAAACAGCACUCACUCCGCUUAUGAGAGCAGUUGCGACACGGAAUGACAUGAAACGAGCACCGCUAUUCACCGGAGCUAACUUUUUCCACACUACUGUUUUUUUCUCUCCCGAACGGCUAGGUUUCUAGCUGCUUGAGCUAACCGUACACCGGGCUGUUUUAAUGUAAUUAUCCACACGACUUCACCAUCGUGCUCAAGGAUCUUUCGGCUCAUGAGGCAUCGACGAACACACUCUCCACGUCUUAAAAACUGGGUUUUGAGGCCGACACCACCAAAAUGAAGAAACAGUUUAAUCGGAUGAGACAGCUCGCCAAUCAAACAGUUGGCAGAGCGGAGAAAACAGAGGUCCUCAGUGAUGACCUGUUACAGAUUGAGCGCCGUAUGGAGUUGGUGCGGGUCGUUUCGCACAACACACACAAAAGAAUGGCUGCGUGUUUGCAGGUGCAAAUAGGCACUGAUGCUGAGAAGAGACAUAAAAAGCUUCCACUAACAGCGCUGUCACAGGCCAUGCAGGAUGGCGGAAACCAGUUGGGGGAGGAGUCUCUGAUCGGAAAAAUGAUGGAGAUGUGCGGAGAUGCCGAGAACAGACUGGCCUCUGAAUUAAUGCAGCAUGAGGUGAACAUUGAAAAGGAAAUCUUAGACCCCCUCAAUCAGCUAGCAGAGGUGGACAUUCCUAACAUCCUGAAACAGAGGCGGCAGUUAGCCAAGCUGGUGCUGGACUAUGACUCUGCCCGAGCAAGGUGGUUGCAGGCAACCAAGUCCAUAAUCUCAGGAACAAACACACAAGCACUGACAGCCAAAGCAGACUCACUUAAAGAAGAAGUCGACGAAGCUAUGAACAAAAUGGAGCUGUGUAAGGAUCAACUUUCAGCAGACAUGUACAAUUUCUUCUCAAAGGAGGCAGACUAUGCCCGCUACUAUGUAAUGUUAUUAGAGGCACAAGCGGAUUAUCACCGAAAAUCUCUCACCUUGCUCGAGAGCGUCCUGCCAACCAUUCAAGCUCAACAAGACUCGUGGACUGAGAAGCCAGCGUUUGGAACGGCUUUGGACGAGCAUCUAAAACGCAGCAGCAGAGAGAUCGCAUUACCUAUAGAGGCCUGUGUCAUGAUGCUGCUGGAGACUGGAAUGAAAGAGGAGGGUCUUUUCAGAAUAGCUGCAGGAGCCUCUAAACUGAAGAAACUGAAGGCAGCUCUGGAUUGCUCCACUUCACAGCUGGAGGAGUUUUACUCCGACCCGCAUGCCGUUGCUGGGGCAUUAAAGUCGUAUCUCAGAGAGCUGCCUGAACCUUUGAUGACUUACCAGUUGUAUGAUGAAUGGAUACAGGCAUCCAAUGUCCCCGACCCAGACAAACGGUUACAAGCUUUGUGGGUUACCUGCGAUCAGUUACCAAAAAACAACAAGGCAAACUUGAGAUAUCUUGUUAAGUUCCUUGCUAAGCUUGCACAGGAAAGUGACGUUAACAAGAUGACCCCCAGCAAUAUUGCCAUUGUCCUUGGACCCAAUCUACUGUGGGCCAAAACCGAGGGGAGCCUAGCAGAAAUGGCUGCUGCAACCUCCGUGCAUGUGGUUACUAUAAUUGAACCCAUCAUUCAGCAUGCAGAUUGGUUCUUCCCUGAGGAUGUGGAUUUUAAUGUAUCCGGCAUGUUUUCUAUGCCUGCACCCCUGCCAAACAAUGUUAAUCACCUGACCCCACCGGAUUAUGAUUCGGGCACCAUAGAGAGGAAGAGACCUGGCAGCAUGGUGGGCCCAGAUGGUGAACUGCCCCGGAGAGACAGCUCUGCUAAUAAAUUAAUGGACCACAAUCCUCGUAGAGGCAAUACUGUACCUAGAAAGCAGCACGCUUCGCCUGCCUUCCAGCCCCCGCUGCCCCCGGUGGAGGCUGCAGGUAGUGCAGGGGGUCAGCCUAUGGCUGAACUCCUGCUCCAGCAGCCUGCGCAGGUGGGCCUGGGCUUAGAGAGCUGUCAGCCCGGGCUGGCGCUGGGGAUGGCCGCCCUGGCAGCAGCACAACAGCUUCUAGCUCAGCAUACUGAGGAGAUCAGUUCAAAGACCCGAGACCCUGCAUCCACUCCUCCAGCUCAGAGAAAUGGCACUGGAGGAUCAGGACAGCUGAGUGUGGGGACCCCUGUGGCUGGAUCUACAGGACCCAGUCCUCACAUGGCACGCAGAGGUACAAAGAAGCCGGCCCCAGCUCCUCCUAAACCAGCCAACCCUCCACCAGGCCAACCAGCCAAUCAGUCAGUACCGCAAACGUCUUUAGGCACCUCUCAGUCCCUCAGCCCCUCCCCUAGACCACUUUCUAGUUACUCUCCAACCAAUCUGAGCCCCACACAACCACAGGCUCAAACUAACACGACCCCUCGACGCCACUCAAGCAACCAGCCUCCUAUUCAGGCACCCAACCAUCCGCCCCCACAGCCUCCCACGCAGGCCACGCCCCCUCCCCAGCCCACUGCUCCAGCUGACCCCGGAGAAGACCCCUCCCCUCCCAGCACUCCCACGCCACCGAGCACCCCUCCGCCCACAGCAGUGUUUCACGACAGUCCCAGUCCCACCGCUCCCCCAGUGUUCCAGUCAGGAUCACUUCCUCGCCCGAGGCCUGUGCCUAAACCACGUAACAGACCUACUGUUCCCCCUCCGCCCCAGCCUCCAGCCACAGGAAGCGACAGCAAUGGAAUUUGCAGUGCUGCCUUCAAAACAAUGGAUCCGGUGACGACAUUUAAACCACUGGCUCGAGCUCUUGUUCCUGAUAUCGCCAUUGAGAGGCCUGUUACCCAACUCAAGGACACAGACCUCGACACAGAGAGCACCGUCCUGUAAAAAUGGCCUUGACCCCAACACCCUUUCCCUUAACCAAAGGUUUGCUAAAGGGCUGCUCUUCUCACCAUUACCAAAGUGUUUAUCAUCUUGGCUGUACUCCUCGAAUGGCCUACGCUUAAGACAAUCAACAAUCCCAGUGGCACCAGGGAAACAGAUGCCCCAA
Molecule: messenger RNA, 3164 nt
Organism: Labeo rohita (rohu)
Lineage: Eukaryota; Metazoa; Chordata; Actinopteri; Cypriniformes; Cyprinidae
Gene: arhgap17a
Product: Rho GTPase activating protein 17a
Exons: 20
Coding region: 461-3001 (846 amino acids)
Biological process (GO): positive regulation of GTPase activity; regulation of actin cytoskeleton organization; signal transduction
Cellular component (GO): cytoplasm; intracellular anatomical structure; cytosol
Molecular function (GO): GTPase activator activity; protein binding
Source: RefSeq, a predicted model, not a curated record